CUAGCUUGAAUUCGAGAUGGUCGUGCUUCACGUCAAGCGAUCUUCUCCCAAAGGAGAAUUUCUCUUCGAGACCACCGUUGGUGUUCCGGUGAACGAUCUGAAGAGGCAGUUGGUGGAGCUUCACAAUAAGAGGAUCAAAUGUCUUCGUCUGGCUGAUGCCCUGAGGGAGUUGGCGAAGCACGGUCCUCUGAGACCAGAGGAGACUCGUGGUUUGAGUGAGGAUGUUGGCAAGAUGAGCCAUCUCGACGUCAAUGCAUAUGGCACGCCGACGGCGCCGGACGAGCAUGCUUAUCGCACUGGCUGCCCACCACCGGCUCAUGCUGCAGCAGUUUUAACACGUACGGCGGACGAAGCCUCGGCAGCUGUUAGUCAUAGCCUGGUGGCUCAUAGGAAGUCCCUCGAUCUUGCCACGAUCCAAGAGCAGCUCGACUGCAUGCAGGGUGCUGUUAUGAUCGCAUACCCUGCAUUCCAUCGACUGCCUAGUUUCGACCCUGCCAGAAUAGAACUGGAGAACGCCGAGGAUCCUGACGGUCAGUCGGAGAAUCAGGACGUAUUGGAGCCGGCGCAGUCCUCUCUUUGGUGGGCUGGUAAGGAAUUAGUAUCCGGCAAGACACUGUCCGACUAUAUUGGCACGAACGAGAAGACCAAGAUCAUCGUUAAACUGAUGGCGUCGUCGCAGGGAGCACCAGUGCGUGAGCCUCGAGUGGAUGAGGAGACUCAUAAGGCAAUGCUCUCCUACUAUUACAAGAAGCAGGAAGAGCAGAAGGCCUUAAAGAAUGAUGAAGAUGAUUCCUAUUUGACCAGCGAAUGGGCCAAUCCGAAAGCGCUGAAGGGUUCACUGGUUGGCGGUGGACGAGGUAUCAGCUGGAGGCCCCAUUGAUUGAAUUAACACCACCAACACUGCGAACCAG
Molecule: messenger RNA, 911 nt
Organism: Perkinsus marinus ATCC 50983
Lineage: Eukaryota; Perkinsozoa; Perkinsida; Perkinsidae
Product: Protein C21orf59, putative
Exons: 7
Coding region: 17-880 (287 amino acids)
Biological process (GO): regulation of cilium movement
Source: RefSeq, a predicted model, not a curated record